UUUCACCUUUAUCCCUCAAAGAUUAUAUUAUUACUUUAUAUUGCUAAUUAAGAAUACUUGGGAUUUUGUUGUUGGGUACUUGGAUUCUCUUUAUUGACAGGAACAGAGGAGAAAACAGAGGAGGAGGAGGAGGACGAGGAGGGAGAGAUUUUUGGGAAGGACGAGAGAAGGAGCACGGGACGUAGCGGGGUUUGGGGGUUCGCGCCGUUUCGUUUUUGUCGAGCGGUUGAUCGAUCGAAACGGAUUUUGAGUUUCCGUGUUCGGCAUCGCUUCCCAUUUUCCGCCGCCGAAUACGGCCACCGAACCCUAGGGAGCGAUCGAUCGCCGCCGAUCGCCGCCGGCGAGGAGGAGGAGGAGGAGGCCGCCCAUGGCGGGGCCGCCGCCGCCGGCGCAGUUGGAGGACUGGCGCGAGCUCUUCCGCGGCGGCGGGGGGGCCGCCGCGGAAUCGGACAUCUUCGAGGUGAUCGAGAACGCGAUCCUCGUCGCCGCGUGGGAUCGGCCCCAGGAGCUCCGGAUCCGGAGGGAUCGGAUCGUGGAGCGGCUCUACACCGCGCUCCUCCCGCGCUGCUUCGGCUGCGACCGGGCGGAGCUCCGCUCCGCCUCCGCCGUCGUCGCCGCCGCCGCCGCCUCCGGCGGCGGCGGAGGAGACGACGCCGAGGAGGGGGGCGGGAGCGUGAGGAGGGAGCCGGAGAAGGGGAGCAAGGUGGGGAGCAGCAACGAUGGGCCCGAGGAUCUGCGGAGGGUUGUGAGCAGCAGCAACUACAGCUACGACGAAGCCGAAGCCCUAACGGAGGAGAUCGAAGAGGAGAGCCAGAUCGUCGGGGAGGUGCUCAGAAUAAAGGAGAUCCUCAUCAACAAGCAGGAUCAGUCGGAGAGCGUCUUGUUCGAUUCGCUUCGGAGGUUGCAGUUGAUGGAGCUCUCAGUAGCAACAUUGAGGGCAACUGAGAUUGGGAGAGCUGUUAAUGGCCUGAGGAAACACGGUUCGAAGCAGAUUCGGCAUCUCGUGCGCACUCUCAUAGAAGGUUGGAAAGUCUUAGUUGAUGAGUGGGUAAAUGCUACAGCUGCCAUUGCAGAUAAUUCUCCAGAAUCUGUGAAUCCAUCUGUUGUGGAUGAGGAAGAAGGGCUCCCUUCUCCUCCCUUGGAUGAAGGUGCUUUAUUGCUCACACAAACUACUUCUAUCCAGCUUUCUGAGUUCUUUGAUGGAAUGGAUGAUGACGGAAAUUUCAGAAAUAAUAGCGAGUAUGGCAAUAAGCGAGAGAAUGGUAGGAAGCCUCCGGUAAAUAACGAAGCAGUGAGGAAGCCGCAACCUCCUCGCCAGAUGGUUAAUCCAGAAAAGGUAGCAAGGCAAGUAAAGAGGCAAGAGCCCGUAAUGAGGCCGACAAAACCAUUAGAAGCCUCUAGUUCUCAACAAAGGCCCCAAGGUCACAUGAUCAAGCCAACUAAGCCCUUAAAUACUGAAUCCGGUCCUGGGAGACCACAGAAAUCAACUUUUGAGCCUAAACAAUCACAAACUCUUGCUGCCGAUCAAAGAAGAUCCGCAAUUCCUCCAACUGAUAAACCGAAUUGCUCGGAAGAAGCUUCGGUAAGGGCCAAGCUCGAGUUGGCGAAGCGGAAGCUCCACGAGGGCUACCAACAAGCAGAAAAUGCGAAGAAACAAAGAACAAUACAAGUAAUGGAGCUGCAAGAUAUACCGAAGCAGUCGAACCACAAUAGGCAAUUUAAUAUGAAACCCAAGAACCAUUUUAGGAAUUGGGCGAACGGGCGGCAUUAGUUAUUUCAAUCAGUGUUGUAACUCGAGUGGCAUAUUGCGGCGUGUUUGUUUUUCUUUUCCACCUGAGUCACCGGAAAAGGAUAUAGUUGCUGCAACAAUUCUCUCUAUGGAUUUUAGCUUGUUUGCCGACACUUAGGGGAGGAAUUUUUUUAAAUAUAUAUAUAUAUAUAUGUAUACUUUUGAUAAGAGAAUGUCGUGAUGGAUGAGAAAGAGGACUAAAGGAGUUUCAAUUAUGUCAAAUGACAUUUCGAGACAGUUAAGUUGUAAUCUAAUUAUCUGAUCCAGUCAUAAGUGGUUGGUUCAUUUCUCUUGUAGAAAUAACAUACACAAUUCAUAAGAUCCUCUUUACCAUUUUAUGUU
Messenger RNA from Ananas comosus (pineapple), 2131 nucleotides. Its product is annotated as probable mediator of RNA polymerase II transcription subunit 26b. The coding region runs from base 368 to 1771 and encodes 467 amino acids. NCBI's taxonomy places the organism in Eukaryota, Viridiplantae, Streptophyta, Magnoliopsida, Poales, Bromeliaceae. The record is from RefSeq and is a predicted model, not a curated record. The transcript is spliced from 10 exons. Gene Ontology annotation, cellular component: nucleus.